Messenger RNA from Zea mays, 11894 nucleotides. RefSeq names its product DNA-directed RNA polymerase subunit beta'. The record is from RefSeq and is a predicted model, not a curated record. Gene Ontology annotation, molecular function: DNA-directed RNA polymerase activity; DNA binding. Bases 23 to 2119 code for a protein of 698 amino acids. Lineage: Eukaryota; Viridiplantae; Streptophyta; Magnoliopsida; Poales; Poaceae. The transcript has a single exon. Gene Ontology annotation, biological process: DNA-templated transcription.
AACUUCCAGGUUAAUAGGGAGGAUGUUUGAUCGGAAUAAAUAUAAAUUUUUUUCUUAUUUCUAUUUUAUGAUUGACCAAUAUAAACAUAAACAACUUCAAAUUGGACUCGUUUCCCCUCAACAAAUAAAGGCUUGGGCUAAAAAAAUCCUACCUAAUGGGGAAGUCGUUGGCGAAGUCACAAGGCCCUCCACUUUUCAUUAUAAAACCGAUAAACCAGAAAAAGAUGGAUUGUUUUGCGAAAGAAUCUUUGGACCCAUAAAAAGCGGAAUUUGUGCUUGUGGAAACUCUCGAGCGAGCGUAGCUGAAAACGAAGACGAAAGAUUUUGCCAAAAAUGCGGGGUAGAAUUUGUUGAUUCUCGGAUACGAAGAUAUCAAAUGGGAUACAUCAAACUAGCAUGUCCAGUGACUCAUGUGUGGUAUUUGAAAGGUCUUCCUAGUUAUAUUGCGAAUCUUUUAGAUAAACCCCUUAAGAAAUUGGAGGGCCUAGUAUAUGGUGAUUUCUCUUUUGCUAGGCCCAGCGCUAAAAAACCUACUUUCUUACGAUUACGGGGUUUAUUCGAAGAUGAAAUUUCAUCCUGUAACCACAGUAUUUCUCCCUUUUUUUCUACCCCAGGCUUUGCAACAUUUCGAAAUCGGGAAAUUGCAACAGGAGCAGGCGCUAUUAGAGAACAAUUAGCAGAUUUAGAUUUGCGAAUUAUUAUAGAGAAUUCUUUGGUUGAAUGGAAGGAAUUAGAAGACGAGGGGUAUAGUGGAGAUGAAUGGGAAGAUAGAAAAAGACGAAUAAGAAAAGUUUUUUUGAUUAGACGCAUGCAAUUGGCGAAACAUUUUAUUCAAACAAAUGUAGAACCAGAAUGGAUGGUUUUGUGCUUAUUACCGGUUCUUCCUCCCGAAUUGAGACCCAUUGUUUAUAGAUCUGGGGAUAAAGUAGUGACUUCAGAUAUUAAUGAACUUUAUAAGAGAGUUAUCCGUCGGAACAACAACCUUGCCUAUCUAUUAAAAAGAAGUGAAUUAGCACCAGCAGAUUUAGUAAUGUGCCAGGAAAAAUUGGUACAAGAAGCCGUGGAUACACUUCUUGAUAGUGGGUCCCGCGGGCAACCGACGAGGGAUGGUCACAAUAAAGUAUACAAAUCACUUUCAGAUGUAAUUGAGGGUAAAGAGGGGAGGUUUCGCGAGACUCUGCUUGGGAAACGGGUCGAUUACUCGGGGCGUUCUGUCAUUGUUGUGGGUCCUUCGCUUUCAUUACAUCAAUGUGGAUUACCUCUAGAGAUAGCAAUAAAGCUUUUUCAGCUAUUUGUAAUUCGCGAUUUAAUCACGAAACGUGCUACUUCUAAUGUCAGGAUUGCUAAAAGGAAAAUUUGGGAAAAGGAACCCAUUGUAUGGGAAAUACUUCAAGAAGUUAUGCGGGGACAUCCUGUACUGUUGAACAGAGCACCUACCCUGCAUAGAUUAGGCAUACAGGCCUUCCAACCCACUUUAGUAGAGGGACGUACUAUUUGUUUACAUCCAUUAGUGUGUAAGGGUUUCAAUGCGGACUUUGAUGGGGAUCAAAUGGCUGUUCACCUACCUUUAUCCUUGGAAGCUCAGGCGGAAGCCCGUUUACUUAUGUUUUCUCAUAUGAAUCUCCUGUCUCCCGCUAUUGGAGAUCCUAUUUGCGUGCCAACCCAAGACAUGCUUAUCGGACUUUAUGUAUUAACGAUUGGAAACCGUCUAGGUAUUUGUGCAAAUAGAUAUAAUAGUUGCGGAAACUCUCCAAAUAAAAAAGUAAACUACAAUAAUAACAAUUAUUAUAAGUAUACGAAAGAUAAAGAACCCCAUUUUUCUAGUUCCUAUGAUGCACUGGGAGCUUAUAGACAAAAACGAAUCGGUUUAAACAGUCCCUUGUGGCUCCGAUGGAAACUAGAUCAACGCAUCGUUGGGUCAAGAGAAGUUCCGAUUGAAGUUCAAUAUGAAUCUUUUGGGACUUAUCAUGAGAUUUAUGCCCACUAUCUAGUAGUGGGAAAUAGAAAAAAAGAAAUCCGUUCUAUAUACAUUCGAACCACUCUUGGUCAUAUUUCUUUUUAUAGAGAAAUAGAGGAAGCCAUACAAGGAUUUAGUCGGGCCUAUUCAUACACUAUCUAAACAAGGAAGUUAGAUUCGGCGAUGCCCCUUUCGGGGGGCAUUCCGAUUUCGCUAGUACCAUCUUUUUUGCCGCGCAAAUCCAGAUUGAGAUUGAGGAAAGGGAGUAAAUUAAGUUUUCGAAUCACUGACUCAGGCCCAUUGUCGAAUCCUACUCAGCAAUUGUCGAAUCCUACUCAGCCAAAAAAAGGGGGUACUUAUGUAUGGCAGAACGGGCCAACCUGGUCUUUCAUAAUAAAGAGAUAGACGGAACUGCUAUGAAACGGCUUAUUAGCAGAUUAAUAGAUCAUUUCGGAAUGGGAUAUACAUCCCAUAUACUGGAUCAAAUAAAGACUCUGGGCUUCCAUCAAGCCACUACUACAUCGAUUUCUUUAGGAAUCGAGGAUCUUUUAACAAUACCCUCUAAAGGAUGGUUAGUCCAAGACGCGGAACAACAGAGUUUUCUUUUGGAGAAACACUAUUAUUAUGGAGCUAUACACGCGGUAGAAAAAUUACGCCAAUCCGUUGAGAUAUGGUAUGCUACAAGUGAAUAUUUGAAACAAGAAAUGAAUUCGAAUUUUCGAAUAACGGAUCCUUCUAAUCCAGUCUAUCUAAUGUCUUUUUCAGGAGCCAGAGGAAAUGCAUCUCAGGUACACCAAUUAGUAGGUAUGAGAGGGUUAAUGGCGGAUCCUCAAGGACAAAUGAUUGAUUUACCUAUUCAAAGCAAUUUACGCGAGGGACUUUCUUUGACAGAAUAUAUAAUUUCCUGCUACGGAGCCCGAAAAGGGGUUGUAGAUACUGCUGUACGAACAGCGGAUGCUGGCUAUCUUACACGUAGACUUGUUGAAGUAGUUCAACAUAUUAUUGUGCGUAGAAGAGAUUGUGGUACUAUCCAAGGUAUUUCUGUGAGUCCUCAAAAUGGGAUGACGGAAAAACUUUUUGUCCAAACACUAAUUGGUCGUGUAUUAGCAGACGAUAUAUAUAUUGGUUCACGAUGCAUUGCUUCUCGAAAUCAAGAUAUUGGAAUUGGAUUAGUCAAUCGAUUCAUAACUGCCUUUCGAGCACAACCGUUUCGAGCACAACCAAUAUAUAUUAGAACCCCCUUUACUUGCCGGAGCACAUCUUGGAUCUGUCAAUUAUGUUAUGGGCGGAGUCCCACUCAUGGGGAUCUGGUCGAAUUGGGGGAAGCUGUAGGUAUUAUUGCGGGUCAAUCAAUUGGGGAGCCGGGGACUCAAUUAACAUUAAGAACUUUUCAUACUGGUGGAGUAUUCACAGGGGGUACUGCCGACCUUAUACGAUCCCCCUCGAAUGGAAAAAUCCAAUUCAAUGAGGAUUUGGUUCACCCCACACGUACCCGUCAUGGGCAGCCUGCUUUUCUAUGCUAUAUAGACUUGCAUGUAACUAUUCAGAGUCAGGAUAUUCUACAUAGUGUGAAUAUUCCGUUAAAAAGCUUGAUUCUAGUGCAAAAUGAUCAAUAUGUAGAAUCUGAACAAGUAAUUGCGGAGAUUCGUGCCGGAACGUCCACUUUGCAUUUUAAAGAAAAGGUACAAAAGCAUAUUUAUUCCGAAUCAGACGGGGAAAUGCACUGGAGUACUGAUGUUUACCAUGCGCCCGAAUAUCAAUAUGGUAAUCUUCGUCGAUUACCAAAAACAAGCCAUUUAUGGAUAUUGUCAGUAAGUAUGUGCAGAUCCAGUAUAGCAUCUUUUUCGCUGCACAAGGAUCAAGAUCAAAUGAAUACUUAUUCUUUUUCUGUUGAUGGAAGAUAUAUCUUUGACUUCUCAAUGGCUAAUGAUCAAGUAAGCCAUAGACUGUUGGAUACUUUUGGUAAAAAAGAUAGAGAAAUUCUUGAUUAUUUAACGCCAGAUCGAAUCGUGUUCAACGGUCAUUGGAAUUGUUUCUAUCCUUCCAUUCUUCAAGAUAAUUCAGAUUUGUUGGCGAAAAAGCGAAGAAAUAGGCUCGUCGUUCCAUUACAAUAUCAUCAAGAACAAGAAAAAGAGCGAAUAUCCUGUUUGGGUAUUUCAAUGGAAAUACCCUUUAUGGGUGUUUUACGUAGAAAUACUAUUUUUGCUUAUUUUGACGAUCCACGAUACAGAAAAGAUAAAAGGGGUUCAGGAAUUGUUAAAUUUAGAUAUAGGACCCUGGAGGAAGAAUAUCGGACCCAAGAGGAAGAGUAUAGGACUCGAGAGGAAGAAUAUCGGACUCGAGAGGAAGACUCAGAAGACGAAUAUGAGAGCCCAGAGAACAAAUAUAGGACCCGAGAGGGAGAGGGCGAAUAUAAAAUCCUAGAAGACGAAUAUAGGACUCUAGAGGACGAAUAUGAAACCCUAGAAGAUGAAUAUGGGAUCCUAGAGGACGAAUAUAGGACUCUAGAGAAAGACUCAGAGGAAGAAUAUGGGAGCCUAGAGAACAAAUAUAGGACUCGAGAGGGAGAGGGCGAAUAUGAAAUCCUAGAGGAAGAAUCAGAAGAAGAAUAUGGGAGCUCUGAAGAUGGCUCAGAGAAGGAAUAUGGGACUUUAGAAGAAGACUCAGAAGAAGACUCAGAGGAAGACUCAGAAGACGAAUAUGGGAGCCCGGAGGAAGAUUCUAUCUUAAAAAAAGAGGGUUUUAUUGAGCAUCGAGGAACAAAAGAAUUUAGUCUAAAAUACCAAAAAGAAGUAGAUCGGUUUUUUUUCAUUCUUCAAGAACUGCAUAUCUUGCCGAGAUCCUCAUCCCUAAAGGUACUUGACAAUAGUAUUAUUGGAGUCGAUACACAACUCACAAAAAAUACAAGAAGUCGACUAGGUGGAUUGGUCCGAGUGAAGAGAAAAAAAAGCCAUACAGAACUCAAAAUCUUUUCCGGAGAUAUUCAUUUUCCUGAAGAGGCGGAUAAGAUAUUAGGUGGCAGUUUGAUACCACCAGAAAGAGAAAAAAAAGAUUCUAAGGAAUCAAAAAAAAGGAAAAAUUGGGUUUAUGUUCAACGGAAAAAAUUUCUCAAAAGCAAGGAAAAGUAUUUUGUUUCGGUUCGACCUGCAGUCGCAUAUGAAAUGGACGAAGGGAUAAAUUUAGCAACACUUUUCCCGCAGGAUCUCCUGCAAGAAGAGGAUAAUCUCCAACUUCGACUUGUCAAUUUUAUUUCUCAUGAAAAUAGCAAGUUAACUCAAAGAAUUUAUCACACGAAUAGUCAAUUCGUUCGAACUUGCUUAGUAGUGAAUUGGGAACAAGAAGAAAAAGAGGGAGCUCGUGCUUCUCUUGUUGAGGUAAAAACAAAUGAUCUAAUUCGCGAUUUCCUAAGAAUUGAGUUAGUCAAGUCUACUAUUUUGUAUACACGAAGAAGGUAUGAUAGGACAAGUGUAGGAUUGAUUCCCAAUAAUAGGUUAGAUCGCAACAAUACCAAUUCCUUUUAUUCCAAGGCGAAGAUUCAAUCACUUAGCCAACAUCAAGAAGUUAUUGGCACCUUGUUGAAUCGAAAUAAAGAAUAUCCAUCUUUGAUGAUUUUGUUGGCAUCCAACUGUUCUCGAAUUGGUUUAUUCAAGAAUUCUAAAUAUCCCAAUGCGGUAAAAGAAUCGAAUCCUAGAAUUCCUAUUCGAGAUAUUUUUGGGCUCUUAGGCGUUAUUGUACCUAGUAUAUCGAAUUUUUCUUCAUCUUACUAUUUAUUAACGCAUAAUCAGAUCUUGUUAAAAAAAUACUUGUUCCUUGACAAUUUGAAACAAACCUUACAAGUACUUCAAGGACUUAAAUACUCUUUAAUAGACGAAAAUAAAAGGAUUUCGAAUUUUGACAGUAACAUCAUGUUGGAGCCAUUCCAUUUGAAUUGGCACUUUCUCCAUCAUGACUCAUGGGAAGAGACAUUGGCAAUAAUUCACCUUGGACAAUUUAUUUGUGAAAAUUUAUGUCUAUUUAAAUUACACAUAAAAAAAUCUGGUCAAAUUUUCAUUGUUAAUAUGGACUCCUUUGUUCUAAGAGCAGCUAAGCCUUAUUUGGCCACUAUAGGAGCAACUGUUCAUGGUCAUUAUGGAAAAAUCCUUUACAAAGGAGAUAGGUUAGUUACGUUUAUAUAUGAAAAAUCGAGAUCCAGUGAUAUAACGCAAGGUCUUCCAAAAGUAGAACAAAUCUUCGAAGCGCGUUCAAUUGAUUCACUAUCGCCGAAUCUCGAAAGGAGAAUUGAGGAUUGGAAUGAACGUAUACCAAGAAUUCUUGGGGUUCCCUGGGGAUUCUUGAUUGGAGCUGAGCUAACCAUAGCCCAAAGUCGUAUCUCUUUGGUUAAUAAGAUCCAAAAGGUUUAUCGAUCCCAAGGGGUACAGAUCCAUAAUAGACAUAUAGAGAUUAUUAUACGCCAAGUAACAUCAAAAGUAAGGGUUUCCGAAGAUGGAAUGUCUAAUGUUUUUUUACCUGGGGAAUUAAUAGGACUAUUGCGAGCGGAACGAGCAGGGCGGGCUUUAGAUGAAUCGAUCUAUUAUCGGGCAAUCUUAUUGGGAAUAACAAGGGCUUCCCUGAAUACCCAAAGUUUCAUAUCUGAAGCAAGUUUUCAAGAAACUGCUCGAGUUUUAGCAAAAGCUGCCCUACGAGGUCGUAUUGAUUGGUUGAAAGGUCUGAAAGAAAACGUAGUUCUGGGGGGGAUUAUACCUGUUGGUACCGGAUUCCAAAAAUUUGUGCAUCGUUCCCCACAAGACAAGAACCUUUAUUUAGAAAUUCAAAAAAAAAAUCUAUUCGCGUCGGAAAUGAGAGAUAUUUUGUUUCUCCAUACAGAAUUAGUUUCUUCUGAUUCUGACGUAACAAACAAUUUCUAUGAAACAUCAGAGACCCCGUUUACCCCUAUUUAUACGAUUUAAGUAUACAUAAAGCAAUUUUUUUUACUUUAAUUUAAACUAUACUUUUGACCUUAGAAUGCUAACAGGUCUGAUUUUCGAUUUUGUACUUAAAUUUAAAUUGUAUUUUAAUAAGUAAAAGAAGUCAGUUAAUUCAUUAAGGCUAUGUUUAUACCGUGUAUCAAUGGUCAAGAAGGUUCCAUUGGAACAAUUAUUAUUUAUUUCAAGCUAUUUCGGCUCUUUCUUAAUCUUCAAAAAGAAAUGAAUUCCGUAAUGGUAACACGAAAAAAGAAAAAAAAAGGAAGUGUGGAAAAAAUGACAAGAAGAUAUUGGAACAUCAAUUUGAAAGAGAUGAUAGAAGCGGGAGUUCAUUUUGGUCAUGGUAUUAAGAAAUGGAAUCCCAAAAUGGCCCCUUACAUCUCGGCAAAGCGUAAAGGUACUCAUAUUACAAAUCUUGCUAGAACAGCUCGUUUUUUAUCAGAAGCUUGUGAUUUAGUUUUUGAUGCAGCAAGUCAGGGAAAAAGCUUCUUAAUUGUUGGUACCAAAAAAAGAGCAGCGGAUUUAGUAGCAUCAGCUGCAAUAAGGUCUCGUUGUCAUUAUGUUAAUAAAAAGUGGUUCAGCGGUAUGUUAACGAAUUGGUCGAUUACCAAAACUAGACUUUCUCAAUUUAGAGACUUAAGAGCAGAAGAAAAAAUGGGAAAAUUCCACCAUCUCCCAAAAAGAGAUGCGGCAAUCUUAAAGAGAAAAUUAUCUACCUUGCAAAGAUAUCUCGGCGGGAUCAAAUAUAUGACGAGGUUGCCUGACAUUGUGAUCGUCCUUGAUCAGCAAAAAGAGUAUAUAGCUCUUCAGGAAUGUGCCAUUUUGGGGAUUCCUACUAUUUCUUUAGUCGAUACAAAUUGUGACCCAGAUCUUGCGAAUAUAUCGAUUCCUGCCAACGAUGACACUAUGACUUCAAUUCGAUUAAUUCUUAACAAAUUAGUAUUUGCAAUUUCUGAGGGCCGUUCUCUCUAUAUAAGAAAUCGUUGAUUAAGAAGAAUAGUGAAUUCUUGAGCAACUGCGUAGAUUUAUAGGAUUAAUUACUAUUCUUUUUUGUUUUGCAUAGAUAAAAGAAGGGAAAUAUUGAUAUAUAUUAGAGGGUAUUGAUAUAUAUUAUGAUCUGAUGUGAUUUCUUGGUAUAUUAAAUAUAAGAUUAAUACUUCAAGUUGCUGAGUUGAGAAAGAGAUGCUUGAAUCAAAAGAAUUCCUUUUUUGAAGUUCAAUUUUUAUCAGAGGACAAUAUGAAUAUUACACCAUGUUCCAUUAAAACACUCAAGGGGUUAUAUGAUAUAUCGGGUGUAGAAGUAGGGCAACACUUCUAUUGGCAAAUAGGAGGUUUCCAAAUUCAUGCCCAAGUACUCAUCACUUCUUGGGUCGUAAUUACUAUUUUGCUAGGUUCAGUUAUCAUAGCUGUUCGGAAUCCACAAACCAUCCCGACCGAUGGUCAGAAUUUCUUCGAAUAUGUCCUUGAGUUUAUUCGAGACUUGAGCAAAACUCAGAUUGGAGAAGAAUAUGGUCCCUGGGUUCCCUUUAUUGGAACUAUGUUCCUUUUUAUUUUUGUUUCGAAUUGGUCAGGUGCUCUUUUACCUUGGAAAAUUAUAGAGUUACCCCAUGGGGAAUUAGCAGCGCCCACGAAUGAUAUAAAUACUACUGUUGCUUUAGCUUUACUAACAUCAGCGGCAUAUUUUUAUGCGGGUCUUAGCAAAAAAGGAUUGAGUUAUUUCGAAAAAUAUAUUAAACCAACCCCAAUCCUUUUACCUAUUAACAUCCUAGAAGAUUUCACAAAACCAUUAUCACUUAGUUUUCGACUUUUCGGAAAUAUAUUGGCGGAUGAAUUAGUCGUUGUUGUUCUUGUUUCUUUAGUCCCCUUAGUAGUCCCUAUACCGGUCAUGUUUCUUGGAUUAUUUACAAGCGGUAUUCAAGCUCUUAUUUUUGCAACGUUAGCCGCAGCCUAUAUAGGUGAAUCCAUGGAAGGUCAUCAUUGAAUUAACUAGUUUUUGAAAUAGUCUUUCUUUUUUUAGCUUAGCCCAAUUCAUGCAUGAUUCCGGAUAAUCCUCUUAGUUGGAAAACUAAAUAGUUCGAAAGGCGUAUGAAUAUACAACCUAGAGUUGUAGGAGAGAGAAUAGACUAUAUUAUGGAAGAGGUAAAGUAUAUAUGCAUUCAGGGGGGCCAAGUCAGGUUAGAUCUAUAUCUUUAAUGCCUAUAAGACAGUCAUCUUUUGUGUGGCUUUCUAAAGAAUGAUUUUAGAAUCGGAUUCAAUAGAAAAUGAGAAAAUAGGCAAACAAAAUAGAAGAAACAAAUGUAUAUGGGAUUUUUUUUAUUCCUAAGUUAGAUUCAUUAUCUAAUCCGAUAUAUAGAAUUCCCUUCUAUAUGGAACUGGAUUCCAUAUCUAGUUCUAUGCAGCAUAUUGUUAUCAAUUGUAUAUCUUGAUUUGAUUCCUAUUGGAUUUGGAUUAGUUCGAUUUCAAUAGGGGUUCUUCCUGUAUUUCGUCUUUUAUUAUGUUAGAUGAAGGGGAAAAAAUGGGAACUCAAAGAUAUCGAAGAGUAAAAAAAAGGAUGGAAUAAAAGAGUGAUUGGUUGAAAAGAAAGAGAAAUAGAAUAAUGAGAAUCAUAUGGAUUUACACAAACCUCUAAUGAUUAGAAACUAAAAACGAGAUCUCGAAGUAAUUCGAACGAUUUCGAUUAUCAUUUAUUUGUACUUAUUAGUUACUUCUACCCGAUAGAGCUUAGAAGUUGGAAGUAAUAAUUUCUUGGUUGAUUGUAUCCUUAACCAUUUCUUUUUUUUUGACACGAGGAACUCAUCAUGAAUCCACUAAUUGCUGCUGCUUCCGUUAUUGCUGCUGGAUUGGCCGUAGGGCUUGCUUCUAUUGGGCCCGGAGUUGGUCAAGGUACUGCUGCAGGACAAGCUGUAGAAGGUAUUGCGAGACAGCCAGAAGCAGAAGGUAAAAUAAGAGGUACUUUAUUGCUUAGUCUAGCUUUUAUGGAAGCUUUAACAAUUUAUGGACUGGUUGUGGCACUAGCGCUUUUAUUUGCGAACCCUUUUGUUUAAUCCUAAAAAAGAAAAUGAGUCCUUUAGAUUAGAUACUUUUUUCUUUUUUUAGUACAUUGGCAUUUGCUUAUGUAAUUCUAAGUAUAUCAAUACUUUACUUUACUCCUAUUUAUUAUAUUAUUUCUUUUUUAUAUUAUUCCGGAAAUUUUGUAUUUAUCGGGACAGACAAUACCCUAGGAACCCCAAGAAGGGCUGAUUUGAGCAUGAUCAAUUUAGAGGAUAUGCUCGCCCUCUUCCUUCCCGUCCUUAGUUUAGGACAGUGGAAAGUAUUUUUCCUUUUAUUUUAGGAAUUUUGGGAACAUUUCAACAAAGGAGAUCUUUCACAGGUCAAACGAGACCUAAGACUUAAUCUAAAAGAAAUUAUUAGAUUGAAUCUAUUUGCAUUAAAAAAACCGAUCAAAAAAGGACGAGCGAAGUAAGUAAUCGAAAAACUUUCUUCUUUGUUCGUCCUAUCUAUAAGAGGAGAGCAUAUGAAAAAUGUAACCCAUUCUUUUGUUUUUUUAGCUCACUGGCCAUUCGCUGGGAGUUUCGGGCUUAAUACCGAUAUUUUAGCAACAAAUCUAAUAAAUCUAACUGUAGUGGUUGGUGUAUUGAUUUUUUUUGGAAAGGGAGUGUGUGCGAGUUGUCUAUUUCAAGAAUAGAUUGGAUCUAUCCGGCUGCACUUUAGAAUAUUUUUAGUAUUUUUUUUGAUAAAUAAGAAAAGGUGCACGAUCUCGACGAAUUACUUCUGAAUAACUUCAGAAAUCAUAUGGAAGAACCAUAGCAUUUCGCGAUUCAUUGGUAAAUUUACUUUGAUUCUCUAUAGACCAAUAAUGUGAGACCAUUAACACGGUUAAAGCUAAACUGCUUGAAGUCCGGGCAAAAAGGGGUACUCUUUCUACAACUACAUUAGUAUUAGUCUCGAAAUGCUUUAAACGGGAAAUAGCUAGUGUAGAAUUUAUCUGAUAUAGAACACUCAUAUCGAUAAAAUAGUUUGAACUAUUUACUAGAAGGGCACGCAGCCCUUUUUCCAAUGCCAAAUCGACGACCUAUGUAUAAAAAAAAGAGAAAUUUUUUGGAUUUGAAGAAAAAAUAAAAGGAAUUCUAUCAAUUUUUAUUUUCCAUUUAUUUAGUUAGUUUUUCUUAAUGAAAUUGAAAUUAUUAACUAACAGAGCAAACACAAAUAAAGAAACAACUUUGCUGACCAUGAUAGAUUUUUAUCUAGUUGGAAGAGUCCUCUUAAUAUUCAUCUAGUCUUAUAUAAGUUUGGGUAUAUAGAAAUACAAACAGAAAAGAGAGGAUAGAGGAUAGGCUCAUUACAUAAAAAAAAGAUAUGGAAAUAGCCAUAAUACAUAACAAAAAAGAAAAAAAGGAGCGGGAGAGCCAAAUGAAUCGAAAGAUUCAUGUUUGGUUCGGGAAGAGAUCAUAAAAAUUGUAAACUUAAUAGCAAGAUAAUCUACUUUCAUUAAAAGAUUUAUUAGAUAAUCGAAAACAGAGGAUUUUAAGUACUAUUCGAAAUUCGGAAGAAUUGCGUAAAGGGACCCUUGAACAACUCGAAAAAGCUCGUAUUCGAUUACAGAAAGUCGAACUGGAAGCAGAUGAGUAUCGAAUGAAUGGAUACUCUGAAAUAGAACGAGAAAAAGAAAAUUUGAUUAAUGCUACUUCUAUUAGUUUGGAACAAUUAGAAAAGUCUAAAAACGAAACCCUUUAUUUUGAAAAACAAAGGGCGAUGAAUCAGGUCCGACAACGGGUUUUCCAACAAGCUGUACAAGGAGCUCUAGGAACUCUGAAUAGUUGUUUGAAUACCGAGUUACAUUUCCGUACGAUUCGUGCUAAUAUUGGCAUUCUCGGGGCCAUAGAAUGGAAGAGAUAAUUCAAUUUAUUAGGUUUUGAACUUCUACUUUUGUUUAGAAUUUAGGCAUUAUUUUUCCCUUGCUUCCAAAAAAAAAAAAA